Messenger RNA from Trichomonas vaginalis G3, 734 nucleotides. Its product is annotated as protein of unknown function, DUF4106 family. The record is from RefSeq and is a predicted model, not a curated record. Lineage: Eukaryota; Parabasalia; Trichomonadida; Trichomonadidae. The annotation marks the transcript as partial. The transcript has a single exon.
AUGGGAUAUAAGAUAUAUUCUAACUCUGACUUAGUUCAAACAGUAACAUGGGCAAACUAUGAAUGGUUCGCUUUGAGAAACUCAGUACAACCACAAGCUAGAGAACAAACAGACCAGUAUGCAAAUAUUGAGAAAAUAAGAAGACUUGACCCUAACGUUCCAGGAGUUUAUGUUAACCUUUCUGGACAAACUGCAGCAGCAGUAACCAAAGUAAAACUGAAACUUAGAGUUCCUUUGUCAUCUUUCCUCAUCUUCAGGUUUUUAAGAUACUUGCCAAACUGGGCAGGAAAAAUUUCUAUCGAACUUACUCCAAGCAAAAAUAACUUAGUCAUUGCACCAACACAAGACCCAUUCACUAUUACAGACGUAAAGGGAACAAAUCAAACGUCAUUCGCCGAAUUUUGCAAAGACAAAGUUGACUUAGACUUUGGUUUCUCAAACUUCAACAAUGAAGUAAACUAUUAUUUCAAUGCUGCUGGAACUGCUUGGGACCCAGUUAAGUUCACAUGCGAAAAAUUUGAAUGCAAGAGAAUAGAAAGCAGACUUGCAGUCUAUAUGUUGGACCCAGAUAUUUCAAAUGCUUUAGCUGCCAAAUAUAUUGCAGUUCCACUUAUGUUCCCUAUACACCAAAUAUCUGUCAAAGACUUUGCAGGUGAAGUUGGAAACCAAAGUGCUGACCCAGGUGCAAGAACAGAUAUUGCUUUAACAACUGCAAUGAAACAUGCAGAUACUAU